AUGUGUUUUUGUGGAUGUUUUGAGAAGUGUUUUCACAGUCGGUUUAAUUAAUUUGUUAAAGUUUUAUGGGACAAAUUGAAGCGGCUUCCCGUUUUGCUAUCCAUCUAAGCUAGCUAGCUAAGUCAGUUGACCCUCGCUUAUCAUUGAUUUCGGACUGUUCUGUGGCUAGCCUAACUUCUAUCAAAUGUGGCUAGCCUAAGGCAAUAUUGAUAGAAUUUAAGAGGAUGCGCCCUGAUUCUACCUGCCACUGGCACCAGAAGCCAAACAUCCCAACUCUCCACUAGAACCAAAUCCAGUAACUAUCAGGAUGCCACUGUUCACGAGAGGUUUGGUUCUGAGUAGACUAGAAAAUGGCCAGCUUUCAAAUUGCUAGCAAGUUUGUUUCUGCCAAGCAAAGACUAGCUGCUUUGGCUUGUCACCCGUCAUAGUCAGGCCUUAAUUGCAACAUCUAAUUUUAGGUGUUGUCACUUUUAAACCUAUUUGUAAAGAUGUAUAUGUCUACUUGCAAUGUCAAAGAAGCCAAGGCAACACUGCACUGAACUUAGUGACUUUGCAUAACUGCGACACAGGAGGAGCUGAAGGGAUCAUACAGGCGACUGUGCAUGCUCUACCACCCAGACAAGCACAGAGACCCAGAAUUAAAGAGGCAGGCAGAGCAGCUCUUUAACCUAGUGCAUCAAGCUUAUGAGGUCCUAAGUGACCCACAGUUACGAGCCAUCUAUGACAUCUAUGGCAAGAGAGGGCUGGAUGUUGAAGGAUGGGAGGUGAUGGAGAGAAAAAGAACUCCAGUAGAGAUCCGAGAGGAGUUUGAGCGUCUGCAGAGAGAGAGGGAGGAGAGACGGCUACAGCAGAGGACCAAUCCCAAGGGGAUGAUCAGUGUGGGUGUAGAUGCCACAGACCUCUUUGAUCGCUAUGAGGAGGAUUACAAGGAUUUGCCCGGAGGGGGCUUCCCACAUGUUGAGAUAAACAAGAUGCACAUAUCACAAUCCAUAGAGGCCCCCCUCACCACCACAGACACGGCUGUUCUCUCUGGCUCCCUGUCAACCCACAACGGAAACGGAGGAGGAAACAUUAACCUGGCAUUACGGAGAGUCACCUCUGCUAAGGGAUGGGGGGAGGUAGAGUUUGGGGCAGGAGACUCACACGGGCCCCUCUUAGGAAUGAAGAUAUUCCGCAACCUCACUGCUCGCUGCUUUGUGACUGCUCAGUGUGGACUCCAGUUCUCAUCCCGUGGCGUGCGGCCUGGUUGCACCACGGUGCUGGCUCGGCACCUGGACAAGAACACCAUGGGUUACCUGCAAUGGCGCUGGGGCACCCAGUCCUCCAUGAACACCAGCAUCGUCAGGGACACCAAGACCAGCCACUUCACCUUCGCCAUGCAGCUUGGGAUCCCUCACUCCUUCAUGAUGAUGAGCUACCAGUACAAGUUCCAGGACGAUGAACAGACCAAAGUCAAGGGCUCAAUCAAAUCAGGCUUUUUUGGGACAGUGGUGGAGUACGGUGCGGAGAGGAAGAUCAGUCGGCACAGUGUCCUGGGGGCAACUGUCAGUGUAGGAGUACCUCAGGGAGUCUCCCUCAAGAUAAAGCUGAACCGUGCCAGCCAGACAUAUUUCUUCCCCAUCCAUCUGACUGACCAGCUCCUGCCCAGUGCAGUGUUCUACGCCACGGUUGGACCACUCGUCUUCUACCUCGCUAUCCAUAGACUUAUCAUAAGGCCCUACGUGCAUGCCCAGCAGGAACAGGACCUAGAGAAGCACCGGGAGAGUUCAGCCUCGGACAUUGCUAGGAAAAAGCAGGAGGCAGAAUCUGCUGUUUUGCUAAUGCAGGAGUCUGUGCGCAGGAUCAUUGAAACUGAGGAAUCCAGAAUGGGUCUCAUCAUCCUCAACGCUUGGUAUGGCAAGUUUGUGACCGACAACAGUCGGAGGCAUGAGCGGGCAAAGGUCAUUGAUGUGUCUGUUCCACUGCAAUGCUUGGUGAAGGACUCCAAGCUCAUCCUCACUGAGGCUACAAAGACUGGAUUACCUGGGUUCUAUGACCCCUGUGUGGGGGAGGAGAAGAGCCUGAAAGUCCUGUAUCAGUUCCGGGGGGGUGAUGCAUCAAGUUCUCUCCCCUGAUGGGGAAGCACUCAGGAUACCAAAACAAUCUCACAGGAUUGAUGCUGACACAUAGGAGCCUCUUUUCUGGACCAAAAGGGACACGACACAAUGUUAAACGUUGACAAUGGAUGGACAGACGUGUAUUGUAGAGACACGGAGUUACUCAUUGUGCCCUAAAAAGUCAUGCAUAUCCACCUUCAUGUUGUCCAUCUAAUUAUGCCGAUGAGACAUGUCAGAAAUGUACUCCGCAGGGGUUGCCCUUUUGAAUGAAAUUCAGUCUAAAGUCUAAAUUCACUCUAAAAAUGGGAUGGUCAUAAUCUUGCUUUCCUCAGCCUACAGUAGUCUAUGGAUCUUUAAAGUACUCUCCUUUCAGGUAUGGCUUGUAAUGUCUGACUCUGUACUGUACUAACACUGCAGUGCCUAUGUGACCCUAUUGAAGGUAUGAAUGCAUCUCUGUAUAUGCCAUAUUAUUAAAGUCUAUUUUUCAAGCUGCAAUAACUCAUUUGGGAAAUUGUGCUUGAAACAAUAUUUUGUCACAA
Molecule: messenger RNA, 2635 nt
Organism: Oncorhynchus gorbuscha (pink salmon)
Lineage: Eukaryota; Metazoa; Chordata; Actinopteri; Salmoniformes; Salmonidae
Product: dnaJ homolog subfamily C member 11-like
Exons: 16
Coding region: 603-2114 (503 amino acids)
Biological process (GO): cristae formation
Source: RefSeq, a predicted model, not a curated record